AUGAAUUUCGACACAGUCACCGUGCGCGUCGGCGAAGCAGACACAGCAGUCGAUAUCACCGUCUACCGCGAUGUUUUGUCGGCUGUCUCACCUUACUUUCGUAGCGCUUUCGAGGGUCCCUUCGUGGAGGCUACAGAUCGCUCCAUAUCCCUGACAGACGUCACCGAACAGACUUUCCGUAUGUUUCUACAGUGGGCACAUAGCCAAAAAUGUCAGCUGUCAAACGGCGCUGCUUUCCCACAACAUGGAAUACUUGUCCAAAAAUCGACAAGGAAGAAUAUGGAACAAACUACCACAGGCUCUGCAGAGCUGCAGCUUCCGCUUCGUACGAGCAGCAGUCCAAAUGCUGAGACUAUGCCGGACACUACAGCAGCAAUCGACGAGCACGACGACUACGACGACCACAGAUCAAUGGUCACCAAAGCGCUAGGCCAGCUGUACCAUGCGAAUCCGGAAUGGAUCCACGGAUACCGCCUGUCGUUGCUUUCUUUCUUGCGUCUUUACAUCUUUGCCGACAAGUACAACGUCCCCCAGCUACGAGACGACAUUUUGACUGCCAUGAUCGCACAGUCACAUGCAUGGAAUUGGUGGCCCGAUAUUGAACGAGAACUGAUGAAGUCUGCGUACGCAAAUCUACCACCAUCAUCCAAGUUCAUUCGCCUCUUGGUGCUGUCCACAGCCUACUGUUGGCUCUUGGAGCCUGAGACCUGUAGUGCUACUAGAAUGCGUACGAUGAUGGAGAUGAAUGCAGAGUUUGCUUUCGAAGUCAUCGUUGUACAGAACCAGAUGCUCAAAAAUAGUAGGUCGUCAGGGGGUCUGCCGCUUUGGUUGGAGGACGCUGUGCCCGAUUCUUGCACCUUACAUGAGCAUCUGGUUCAAGACGCAGCACAAUGUCGAAAGCGCAUCCGCGAUCAGUCGCACAUCCUCACCGGGCUCAUCGAGAUGUGCGCGGCAGAUGUCGUAGGAAUUACGAAAGAGUCUGGCGAGGAAUAG
Molecule: messenger RNA, 993 nt
Organism: Alternaria metachromatica
Lineage: Eukaryota; Fungi; Ascomycota; Dothideomycetes; Pleosporales; Pleosporaceae
Exons: 1
Coding region: 1-993 (330 amino acids)
Molecular function (GO): protein binding
Source: RefSeq, a predicted model, not a curated record